AGAUCAAGGAUACGAUGAAUUCACAUCAAUGAACAACAAAUGCCAUUUUCAUAUGGAGAAGUAUUUCAUAGCAGGGGACUAUUCGAAUGAAACAGAUUCUGCAGAGGUUAAAGCAUCACCAAACAUAAUUAUCGACAUGCUAGUGAAGAAAGGGAAAGAAUUUGAUAUGCAGAUGGAAGAGAAACUAGCCCGCGCUCUACAUAAACUGAAAUGGAGUGAUGGAUUAAUCCCUAGUGAAUCCGUUGCGGAUGUGGCUGUAGAAAUCGCAGUUCCAAAACUCGACUUCCGGUUUGCUUCCAAUGAUGCGAUGAAGAGAUUUUACCAGUCGUCAGAACAACAGAGUUUGAAGAACCUGAUUCUCAAUAUAUUUGAAGAGAAACCGAUCAAAGAUUUACUGACAGGAAGUUCAUUUGAUUUUGUCGUCAGAGUGGAGCUUCAUAUAUCGGAAUAUUUAGUCAGAGGCAUUAUUGAACCAGGCCCGCCUUCCUUGCCAAGACUCGUCAGGGUUGUAGAUGCCACGACCCAUACACUUACUAUAGAAUGGGAUGUACCAGAAACAGACUAUGGUCUCCCCAUACUCUCCUACCACGUGGAAAGGUUUGACUUCAUCAAGAAGAAAUGGCUCAGAGUGGGAUCCACGGAACCGCCAGUGACGGUCUGCAGGGUCGCUAACCUGGAAAUGGGACAUAAAUACAAAAUACGGGUGUUCGCCGUCAAUAAAUUAGGUCGCAGCAAGCCUUCUACUACAGAUGGUCCCGUUACCCUUCUUCGUUUGCCAGGGAGCCGAGGGAAGUCAUUAGCAGUAAAUGGUCACACAGAUUUAUGAAUGAAAGAAAUUAGAGAUUGCAUGUCAUUCAUGAAGAAGCAUGAAAUGCACAUGAACUUCCUGAAUUCUACCUGUCAUUAUUUAUAAAUCAAACUUCUCAGGAACUUUGGUUUUGGCAACAGCGGAUCGAUGUUGUCUGAUUUCGUGACUGAUCAUGUCCUCCGUCUCGUUUUCCUGAUCCGUCCACACAAAUGGAACUCUUUAAAAUCAGGAUAUGGACUCAAUAACAAUGACAAAGCCUCUUCAUUCACGGUGACGUGAUUGGAGAUUGUGUUUCCCCAAUAAGUGCCCAUUUCUAAUCGUAUUUUUGCACACUUGCUAAACGUUGAUACUUCCUUGAGUUUAAUCGCCACUUGUUGAAGCACUUGUGCUGUUUUUGCGAAGUUAUGACUAGAAGUAAUUACAAUUUUCCUCGUACAAAGGCCAGGAAUGAAUCUAUAUUGUUUGAAGACUAUUUCUGAAUCUAAAAUUUAGACACCGUUUCACAAACCCCCCCAUCAUAAAUGAAGUACUACACAGUGGCGGAUUUAAGGGGGGGGGGAGGGCACAGCCGGCGCCCCCCCCCCCCCAUCCCCCUAAAAUUUUCAAAUUUAAGGUAAAUCGGAGUAUCUUGUUUAGAAAAAUGUACUAAACGAUAAAAGAAGCAAUAAUUUCUUCCACUCCCGGAGAAAUAAAUGACAAAAUCUUUUGAUUGCUUGCAUCACUUUAUAGGGAGAACUUAAUUUUGUUCCAGAAACCCUUAAAAUUUUAGUCAUUUUAUUAAUUUCACCUGAUUAGAAAUGAUAGAAAAUAGUACAAAUGACUAAAUAGGAGACAUAUUUCAAGCCUUAUAAAAUCUGUAAAAUCCCGGAGCUUCCGCCCCCUGGACCCCCAUCAGGGCUUCACCCUGGACCCACUGGGGACCUCAAGGCGCCCCCAGCCCCCACUGCCUCAUAAAGUGGCGCCCCCGUAACCGCAAUUUCUGGAUCACAGCGAGUUAUGACGUAGGCCCUAGUUUCACAAAAGAUACAUAGAACCGACGUAAUAAAUAUCGUACAACGUAAGUUUACCGGAAGUUACAUGUAUGUUAUGGAAGUAGAAAUAUGGCAGACGUCAUAUUGUAAAAAAAAAAUUAAAAAAAUUCAGCAAAAGAAGAGAGGGACUGGGGGGGGGGGGAUGUUAGAAAGCUAGGAACAGAAACAUAAUUUGCGCAUCCCCAUCCCACAAAGAUGUCAAUAUGGGAACCCUGCUAUUGAAUAAAAUCCAAACUUGAUCCCCCAAAAAAUCAUGCUCCUUGUCCUUCACAAUAGGAACAGUCCAAUAAGCUCGUGAUUGACCUAUGUGGACCGAUAUAAUUGUCUAAAUUAAGAUGUCUUACGAUCAAUAUACCAACGUAAAGUAGCUCACAUUUCUGGUCCAAGUACGUCAAGAUGGUCAACAAGCCAGCACUUGCUACGAUUUGAAUCAUUAUUAGAAGAGUUUAUCACAGGACCAGAAACACCGUGCAGUUUAAAGGAACACUAGCUGUCAUUUUGUCACCAAAAAUUGAAUUCAAUGAAAAUUCCCCUAUAUUAUAUAUUUCAGUAAUAACACCAGUAUUUAACUAUCUCAAACACUUUUUGACCUCAAAGCAGACACAUGAAUGUGCAAUUUUGGUGAUCAUAUAAUCACUGUCUUGCAAGACAAUAAUUCUUCCUAUAUUUCUUUAUACUAAAAGCAGUUAUCUAGCAUAGUUUUAUUACGUUUCUAUUGUUUUUGUACAAAAUAAAUGGUUUUAUUAGUCAUUAAUAUAUAUCCCUAUUCCAUUGAGGGAUUUUGAGAAGUUAAAAAAGGUUGUCAUCACUUUCACACCUAAUACCCCUUUAAUUAAAUUCGAAGUUUUACCCCCCAAAAAUCUUCUAUUUUAAUAUUUUUGUGUAUGUACAUUCUUCUUUUUUGCGGCAAAUCUAAAUGGCGUUUAUCGCCCUCGCACCAUAUUGGACAAUUUUAUCAGACAGUCGGAUUUAACCCCCUCCCUAUUUUUUUGUGGUGGGAAAUGUAGCAUCUACCGUUGUAACCCCUCCCUUCUGGAUCCUCCCAAAUUCUCUUCAGUCCUGUUGGUGCUACAUGUUGAUGUAAACACUACAGAAUGAGAGAGAUGAUGGUAGAGUCGCACGAUAGAUGACGCAGUCUGUGUUAAAAAUAGUGAAAUGGAUACACAUUGUGAAAGAUCAUUAUAAGUAAACAUAUAAAAAAUUAAAAUGAUCUAUUCUGUUUUAUCCAAGAGAAUGAUUGAUGUUAAAACAAGUAUUGUGACUAAACCUUGAUGGAAAAACGAAGGCACCCUUAAAGCUUAUUUACGCAGAAUAUAAAAAGUAUUACUUCGAAAAUAAUACAAUUUUGUUAUUUUCUGCCUCAUUAUAACAUACGAAGACAGCAAAAUUUAUCUCAGUUUUAUGUACAAAGCUGCAGAGAACUUUACGAGACGACUUGAGGGGCUGACUCCUCAGAAACAUGUAAAAGUGAUGAUUAGCUUCACAAGAACCACCGUUUAUUACUCUCUUGUGCUCGAGAGCUAUCCUUUACGAUUAAUUAUCAUCGUUUGUAGGGGAUUGUUAAACCAAAGUAAAAAUCUAUUAAUAGUGGGG
Messenger RNA from Ostrea edulis (European flat oyster), 3432 nucleotides. RefSeq names its product myomesin-3-like. The transcript is spliced from 4 exons. Bases 29 to 826 code for a protein of 265 amino acids. NCBI's taxonomy places the organism in Eukaryota, Metazoa, Mollusca, Bivalvia, Ostreida, Ostreidae. Gene Ontology annotation, molecular function: protein binding. The record is from RefSeq and is a predicted model, not a curated record.